Messenger RNA from Oncorhynchus gorbuscha (pink salmon), 1176 nucleotides. RefSeq names its product melanocortin-2 receptor accessory protein-like. NCBI's taxonomy places the organism in Eukaryota, Metazoa, Chordata, Actinopteri, Salmoniformes, Salmonidae. Bases 74 to 349 code for a protein of 91 amino acids. Gene Ontology annotation, biological process: regulation of adenylate cyclase-activating G protein-coupled receptor signaling pathway; protein localization to plasma membrane. Gene Ontology annotation, molecular function: corticotropin hormone receptor binding; type 1 melanocortin receptor binding; type 3 melanocortin receptor binding. Gene Ontology annotation, cellular component: plasma membrane; endoplasmic reticulum. The transcript has 3 exons. The record is from RefSeq and is a predicted model, not a curated record.
GACAGGGCAGGAGAGAGAAAGAGAGGGGGAGAGGGAGAGCACAAGAGGAAAAGGCAUUCCUACAUGACUGACCAUGAGAAUGAUAAACUCCACUAACUCUUCACAGGAUUCAUGGAGAUACGAGUGGGAAUAUUACUACGAUUACCUAGACCCAAUACCAGUGGACGAGAGCAAACUGAAAUAUAACAAGUACUUGAUAGUGAUCGUAUUCUGGAUCAGUCUGGCUGCUUUUGUGGGAUCCCUGUUUGUCAUUUUGACUUUCAUGUCCCGUUCAGUCAGUCUACCCAAAGCUCAUAGUUCCAAAACGGCCAAGACAUCAUGGAGGAACCCUAGAUCAAAUUCUGCUUGAUGGAGAAUACUUGAUAUGUUUUCUGCUUGAUCCCCAAACCCCUCUGCAAAACACACACACACACACACACACACACACACACACACACACACACACACACACACACACACACACACACACACACACACACACACACACACACACACACACACACACACACACACACACGUUGAGAGCACAAGGCAGCCAGUGCAGAGCCCAAAGAGCAAUUUUUAGGGGUUAAGUGCCUCAAUUAAGGACACACUUCCAGGAUAUGGCAUUUGGAAGAACACUGCUGUGGUCUGAUGGAACAUGUCUCAACUAUUCAGAUCAUAAAACAUCUGUGUGGAACAUCGACUUACCUGCAAUGUAAUGGCCUGGUUACAAAGUGGGAUUUCCAUGUUUCUAUUCAAAUCCAAGACGACACCAAAAUAGUUUUACAACAUUUUAUAAAAGAACGAAGUGAAUGUUUUGAACAGCAAAAAAAAAUAUGAAAUUCAUGAUUUACAAAAUACACAACUUCUUUUAGAAAAUGUAGAUGCAAAAUAACAGAGGCUUCCAUUUUAUGAUUAAACAGCGUUUUCUAAUGUGUACAAGUAUGCAUACUGUACCCUGACUUGAGAUUCUCAGAAAGUGUCCUCUCUCACUAGACGUUAAUUGAUGAUUUGCACAAAAGUCGUGAGUUGUGUACACUUGUCUCAACUCUGAAUCUACAGUAUGGAACUGCUCUCUAUUCCCAACACACACACACACACACACACACACACACACACACACACACACACACACACACACACACACACACACACACACACACACACACACACACACACACACACACACACACA